Molecule: messenger RNA, 746 nt
Organism: Salarias fasciatus (jewelled blenny)
Lineage: Eukaryota; Metazoa; Chordata; Actinopteri; Blenniiformes; Blenniidae
Product: cytochrome c oxidase assembly factor 1 homolog
Exons: 4
Coding region: 133-429 (98 amino acids)
Biological process (GO): mitochondrial respiratory chain complex IV assembly; mitochondrial respiratory chain complex I assembly
Cellular component (GO): mitochondrial inner membrane
Source: RefSeq, a predicted model, not a curated record
GGGGAAGCAGAGGAAUGACGAGCCAAACUGACACAGUGUCAGGACACACCCAUAACACUGUUUAUAGGUAAAUUUGCUGAGUCGGACUACCACAGACUGGCUGUCCGGGAGUUGGAGUCGUGUCCACUGGCCAUGGAAAGCCUCGGAGCGCCGCCUUUAAAAGUCCACAACAUCCAUCUGACCGACCGAGACAACCGUAUUGACCAGCGCUCUGCUCAGCUGAAGAUUCCAGUGACUGGAUCAAAAACUGGAGGUUAUCUCUACACGACGUCAUUCAGAGACUUCAACACAAACAGGUGGACUCUGAAACAAGCAGUUCUCCGGCUCCGGGAGGGACAGACCAUCAACCUCCUCCGUCCUCCAGCAGGAGCCACUGCAGCCUCGUCAGAAGAGCUGGCGGAGAGAGACGACUCAGCCCGGUGGGACUGACUGAAGCAGGAACGUGUCUGUGCAGAGCCGUCGUUCUGCAGACUGCCACCUUGUGCUUUCACUUCUUUAAGCCCAGGAUGGAAACCAGAAGGACAUCCCACGGAAGAAGAAAAGCAGUCUGCAGAUGAUUCUGUGCUCGCAGUUGUUCUCAUGGAGUUAAACGUUUGCAGUGUUUGGACUCCCUGUGGUGAACCACAUGAGGAAGAGGACGACUCCUCGACCGGGCUCGUCACAGUUCACAGCAAUAAGUGGCUCAUUGUCUCCAUUUCCACAGUUCAACAUGAAACAUGCUUGAAAUAAAGCAGAAAGCUGUUGGC